Molecule: messenger RNA, 4757 nt
Organism: Odontomachus brunneus
Lineage: Eukaryota; Metazoa; Arthropoda; Insecta; Hymenoptera; Formicidae
Gene: AlaRS
Product: alanine--tRNA ligase, cytoplasmic
Exons: 15
Coding region: 190-3777 (1195 amino acids)
Biological process (GO): tRNA modification; alanyl-tRNA aminoacylation
Cellular component (GO): mitochondrion; cytoplasm
Molecular function (GO): amino acid binding; ATP binding; aminoacyl-tRNA deacylase activity
Source: RefSeq, a predicted model, not a curated record
AAAUCACAAUUGCAAGUGUGUAUUGUACAUGUGCUCUAAAUUUUUUUACUUUCUUUUACGCACACAUUGUCAUUAACUCCGUUAUUGAUACCAGUGGAUAUCAGUCGUGUAAGCCACCUGUGUUUGACGAGACUUCCGUGUUUGUCCUGAAUCUUUACAGAAGUUGAAGAGAGGUUCUAGGAUAUUAAAAUGUUAACUACUAUGACUGCAAAACAGAUACGACAAGCUUAUAUUGACUUCUUCAAAAACAAAGGACAUGAAUAUAUACAUUCAAGUUCAACCAUACCUCAUGAUGAUCCAACUUUGCUCUUUACGAAUGCUGGAAUGAAUCAAUUUAAACCUAUAUUUCUGGGGACAGUUGAUCCUAAUAGUGAUAUGGCAAAAUGGGUACGUGUUGUUAAUAGUCAAAAGUGUAUUAGAGCUGGUGGCAAACAUAAUGAUUUAGAUGACGUUGGUAAAGAUGUAUAUCAUCAUACAUUUUUUGAAAUGAUGGGAAAUUGGUCUUUUGGAGACUAUUUCAAGAAAGAGAUAUGUUCUUGGGCUUGGGAAUUUUUAACAGAAGUGUUGAAGCUAUCAGCUGACAGAUUAUAUGUAACAUAUUUUGGUGGUGAUGAAAAGAAUGGAUUAGCACCUGAUGAUGAGUGCAAGGAAUUAUGGCUUUCCCUUGGAAUACCAGCCUCGCAUGUUUUACCAGGAAAUAUGAAAGAUAAUUUUUGGGAAAUGGGUGAAACUGGACCCUGUGGACCAUGCAGUGAACUACAUUAUGAUCGCAUUGGUAAUAGAGAAGCAGCUCAUCUUGUAAACAUGGAUGAUCCUGAUGUGUUAGAAAUCUGGAAUCUAGUAUUCAUUCAAUUUAACAGGGAAACAGAUGGUAAUUUGAAAUCAUUACCAAAAAAGCAUAUAGACUGUGGUCUGGGUCUAGAACGAUUGGUGUCAGUGAUUCAAAAUAAACGUGCUAAUUACGAUACAGACUUAUUUAUGCCUUUGUUCGCUGCAAUUGAGAAAGGUACAGGUGCACCACCUUAUCAAGGUAAGAUAGGAGCCGACGAUGUUAAUGGAGUCGAUAUGGCAUAUAGAGUUUUAGCUGAUCACGCUAGAACUAUCACAAUUGCUCUUGCGGAUGGUGGAAUGCCUGAUAACACUGGUAGGGGAUACGUCUUGAGAAGAAUUUUACGGCGUGCUGUACGCUACGCAACAGAGAAAUUAAAUGCUAAACCAGGGUUCUUUGGAUCUCUGAUAAACGUAGUUGUAGAGCUUCUCGGUGAAGUUUUCCCGGAAGUAACAAAAGAUCCACAAAGUAUAAUUGAUAUCGUGAAUGAGGAAGAAACCCAAUUUUUGAAAACUCUAUUGCGCGGUCGUAAUUUACUGAAUAGAACGAUAGCAAAAUUGGAAUCGAAUGACACUGUACCAGGUGAUGUUGCAUGGCGCUUAUACGACACUUAUGGUUUCCCAAUAGAUCUCACACAACUGAUGACUGAAGAAAAAGGAUUAAAAAUUGACAUGGCAGGAUAUGAAGAAUCUAAAAAGCAAGCACAGUUAAUUUCCCAAAGUAAAGCUGGCGGAGUGGACGACCAAAUUAAUUUAGAUGUCCAUUCCAUCACUGAACUGCAAAAACAAGGUAUUAAACCUACGGAUGAUACUGCUAAAUACAAUUACAAGGUAAUCAGUACCACUGUGUACAAAGAGUACGAAUUUGCACCAUGCACGGGCACGGUGAUCGCACUCAGACGCGCUAAGACUUUCGUCGAUGAAGUAUCUUCCGGCGAAGAAGUUGGCAUUCUGUUAGACAAGACCAAUUUUUAUGCGGAGCAAGGAGGACAAAUAUAUGAUGAAGGAUUCUUAGUAAAAGUCGAUGAUGAGGCCACAGAGAUACGAGUGAAGAACGUUCAAGUCAGAGCCGGUUACGUAUUACACAUUGGUACUGUGGGCGAGGGCACAUUGAGAAAAGGCGAUAGAGUCCAUGCAAAUGUAGAUAAUGCGCGCAGACGACUCGUAAUGGCUAAUCACAGCGCUACGCACGCCCUGAAUCAUGCACUCAGAAAAGUUCUGGGAACCGAAGCCGAUCAGAAAGGAUCAUUAGUUGCACCUGAUAGACUCCGUUUUGAUUUUACAAACAAAGGACCUAUGACAACGGAACAAGUAAAGAAUACAGAGAAUAUCACAAACAAUAUGAUCAAGGACAAUAAAGAGAUUUAUGCUAAAGAAAGUAACUUGGCUCUGGCGAAAACUAUUCAGGGUUUACGUGCAAUGUUUGAGGAAACGUAUCCUGAUCCGGUACGUGUUGUUAGUAUGGGCGUGCCAGUUGAAGAUCUAGAGAAGAAUCCUUUGAGUUCCGCCGCUACGCAAACCAGUGUAGAAUUUUGCGGUGGCACGCAUUUGCAUUAUACUGGACACAUAGGCGACUUCAUUAUAGCCAGCGAGGAAGCUAUCGCGAAAGGUAUCAGACGCAUAGUAGCGCUCACUGGACCAGAAGCAGCUAAGGCUCUUAAAAAGGCAACAUUGUUGCAAAAUCAAUUGACUCAGCUUCAAACGACGAUCGAAACCGACAAGUCUGGAGCAAAUUCGAAAGACUACGUUAAGAAAAUAGUAGAAUUGACGGAGGACAUAUCGCACGCUAUAAUACCCGGAUGGAGAAAGGAUAAGAUGCGCGAAAUGUUGAAGGAAUUGAAGAAGUCUCUUGACAAUAAAGAACGAGCUGCAAAGAUAGCUAUUGCCAACACGGUCGUAGAAACUGCACAAUCUAUAAUACAGUCUAAAGUUGGAUGUCAGGUGUUAGUCGAGGUGCUGGAAGCGUACAGUAAUACGAAAGCUCUAGAUUCGGCAUUGAAGAAAAUUCGAACUAUAUCGCCGGAAACCAGCGCCUUGCUCAUAAGUGUCGAUCAGGAUGUCAAAAAAAUAUUUGCUUUGAGUUCUGUUCCUAAGUCCGCAGUAUCAAAAGGAUUAAAGGCAAAUGAAUGGAUCCAAGCAAUUACACCUAUGAUGCAAGGCAAAGGAGGAGGAAAGUCUGAAUCCGCGCAAGCUUCUGGUAUUAAUAUAGCAUGCUUAAACGAAAUAGUACACAAGGCCAAUGAAUUUGCUAACCAGAAACUUGGAAUUACGGACAAUAAAACAGCUAACAAUACUUUUAAGACUUCCGAAAGUGGCAAUCGAUCACUUAACACGGAAUGUUCAUCAAAAUUGAUACUUUACGCGAACAUCGGCAGUACUAAGUGCUACUUAGCACAAAUAAUCGCGCAAUAUAGUGGCAAAUGCGUGUCUGUAAAGCAAGUCGACAAUGAUAAAAGUUCUAGCAAUGUGAUAUUAGAGACAGGCGAUGUUACGUUAUGUAACGGCAGUGCUAUUGCAUUCUUUUUGUCAAAUUCACAGUUGCGGCGUGAUGAUGAUUUGUUUGCGUCCAGUCAGGUUUUGCAAUGGGUGAGCUACUCGCAAAAUCACAUUUUACCAGCAGUCACCGCUUGGGUACUUCCAGCAUUUGGAGUAUCUAUGUCGAAAGAUAUGAAAGCAAACUCAAAGCUUUCUAAGGAAGACCUUCUACGCGAUUUAAAAAGAUUAGAUGGUAUAUUAUAUACAAAAACAUACUUAGUAGGAGAAAGAAUCACUCUUGCCGAUAUAUCAGUUUUUACUGUCUUGUUACCUCUAUAUGAGCACGUGUUUGAUUCACAUCAUAGAAAAUCAUAUAUGAACUUAAACAGGUGGUUUUCAACGAUCUUGAAUCAACCACAAGUAAGGUCUGUAGUAAAGAAUUUUAUAUUUUGCGCAAAACCUGUGCGCUAUUAACAUUAUUGUGUUAAGAAUCAAUUAAUCACUAAUUUUGUACACGAUUUUACCAGAAUUCUUUAUUACCCAAGUUCAUUAUUUUCUUCUGUGUUAUUUACUUUAAAACUAUCAUAUAAUAUUCUAAUCUCUCUUAAUAAUAUGGAGACAUUGGUGCCCAUUUUGGCAGAGAUAGGAAUUAUUGGUAUAUUUGUAUGUUCUUUGAGUAAUUUUAAAUUAACCUGAAAAACGAAAAAAUCGUGACUGUUAUUGCUAUAGCAAGUAAGAGAAGAUGAGAGAGUGGAGUAUAAGGACUUAUUAAACUUUUCUGAAAGAAGAAAAGCACUUAAAAAGUUUUAAUUUCACUUUCUCACCUCAGCAUUUGGCAAGUCCAUCUUGUUUGCCACAACAAGACAUGGUCGAUCGUUUAGUUUCUCGUUAAACUGAUUAAUUUCAUAAUUUAAAACCUCCAAAGCUCUCCACGGUUCAUCCAAUGUAAUAUCUAUAAUAAACAUUAAAGCAGCGCACCGUUCUGCAUGUUUGAGGAAAGUGAUACCAAGACCUUUGUUCUUAUGCGAAUCUUCUAUGAGACCAGGCAUAUCGGCUACUGAAAUAUACAAUAAGAUCAGAAUAAAAAUGAAAGAUUUGUUCUUAUAUUUGAAGCAUCAAUUACCUGCAACUUGUUCAUAAUCGUCAUACUGUAUCAUGCCAAUGUGAGGUUUCAAGGUAGUAAAAGGAUAUGGAGCUAUCUUUGGUUUAGCUCUGGAUAUUGCCUGUAAAAGUGUACUUUUGCCAGCAUUUGGCAAACCAAUCUAAAUGUGAAACAGAAAUGUAUUAUGCAUCUUUGAAUAUUUUUUACAACAAAUUUUUUGUAAUUGCUAUUAUAAACUGCAUACUUGCAGUAUGCAGUAGCGAUAGUAUUUUUUUAAAUUAUACUAGCGACUAUUAUAGCAACAAUUAUUAUAAUAAAAGAAUCUGAGCAUAAAAUAUACUUACUAAUCCAA